Molecule: messenger RNA, 612 nt
Organism: Morone saxatilis (striped sea-bass)
Lineage: Eukaryota; Metazoa; Chordata; Actinopteri; Moronidae
Product: DNA-directed RNA polymerase II subunit RPB7-like
Exons: 6
Coding region: 16-444 (142 amino acids)
Biological process (GO): positive regulation of nuclear-transcribed mRNA poly(A) tail shortening; positive regulation of translational initiation; transcription initiation at RNA polymerase II promoter
Cellular component (GO): P-body; RNA polymerase II, core complex
Molecular function (GO): single-stranded DNA binding; translation initiation factor binding; single-stranded RNA binding
Source: RefSeq, a predicted model, not a curated record
AGCUUCACAUAUACAAUGUUUUUAAUUUAUUUAUGUUUCCCCUUCAGGUAUGGCUUUGUCAUUGCAGUCACCACCAUUGACAACAUUGGAGCAGGUGUAAUCCAGCCGGGAAGAGGGUUUGUCCUCUAUCCAGUCAAGUACAAGGCCAUUGUGUUCCGUCCAUUCAAAGGGGAAGUGGUGGACGCUGUGGUCACUCAGGUUAACAAGGUUGGGUUGUUCACAGAAAUUGGCCCAAUGUCUUGCUUCAUCUCUCGCCAUUCCAUCCCCUCAGAAAUGGAGUUCGAUCCCAACUCGAAUCCUCCUUGUUAUAAGACAGUUGAUGAGGACAUCGUAAUCCAACAAGAUGAUGAGAUCCGGCUAAAGAUUGUGGGAACAAGAGUGGACAAGAAUGACAUCUUUGCCAUUGGAUCUCUCAUGGAUGAUUAUCUGGGUCUUGUGAGCUGAUUCGCCCCAGAGGGAAUUUCACAUGUGACAUUUUAUGUUGUAGCCUAAUCAUUUCCAUAAUGAAGAAUGUAAGAUUCAUUUAACGAAAGGCUUGAUAAACUGUCAUAUUUUGUUUUUUCUUUUCUUUUUUUUUUUUUUUUACAUGUAAUAAAGUAUUCUUAUUUCUAA